GAUGGGAAGACUCCUCAUCAUUGUUCUCAUUCGAAACCUCGUCAUCCUCAGAUAUCGAAUUGUUGUUAUCUGGAACGGGAGGAACUUUCUUGCGAUUCUUUCUUCAAAUUAAUUCAAAAUUGGUUUGUCUACGUACCUUGAAUACUGAUACCAUCAGAGGUCAUGGUAGGACGGAGACUUGGAGUCAAUAAUGACUUUUCAUCCUCAGUACCUCCUGAUCUGGAGUUUGGCACUGAAUUGGCACCACUCAAAAUGGACACUCUGAUGCUCAUCUGGAUUUCCUUGAACCGACAUUUUGUUAUGCGAUAAUUCUGGUUUUUUUGGGUUAAUAUUCUCCACAAUAUUUGACAUCAAAAUUCAAAACCUCUUUGGCUACCCUGUCAACAAAGUAGGAGCCUUCUAAAGGGCGCUCGUAACGUCAUGAAGCAAAGGCGAAGGCCUUAAAAGCGAGCGAUGAGGUCCACUACUUUGGUCUUUGCAGAGUUAGGAAGGCAUAUCCGGUCCGCGUCAAGGAAAACGGAACAAGAUGAUCGAGUCAACAGAUGGUACAGAACUUUAGGGGGUUAUCACCAAAACAAGAAACGCCUUCCACUUUGAUAAGGCUUCAAAUGUUAAAAUUGUGUUCCAAUAUUCAUGACUUGAAGCUGAUAAAUAUUUCAAAUAUUCAGCCAUGUGUAGCUUUUUGAUCAGUUAUUGAUUCUCCAUGGAUCUGGGACAUUUGAUCAAAGUGUCCUCGGUGGAUGAGGUGGUGGUGCAUUGGCCAUGGAAUGAAGCUCCAUGGAAAUCCCGACUUAGUCUGUCGGUUCACCAUCUGAUUUUGACACCGCAUCAACAGUGUUCCAGAACUAAACCUAAAGAAGUGAUACAAAUUUUACACCGUGGAAUUGAUGCAAUCAUUCGGAGACCCAAUCCGACGAACAAUCAAACCAAUGGAUCCAUUCUAGUCAAAUGCAAGGAUCUCAGGAUUAUCCGGAUUGAUGGGACAUCAUUUGACGAACUGAACUCUGUAGCCCAGUCCCUCGAAAAACUUGCUGCAAUUGAUGACAUCACCAGAAGCUUCGCUUUUUCCUACACUCCCGAUUUCAAACCUUUGGAAGACGGUUGGAAUGCGUUUCCUUUGGAGGUCGAGUUUUCCCCACUGCUAAUAUCACAAUCUUCCGAUUGGCGUGUCAGUUACGUAAAUAAAGACUUCUCUGUUUGUAGUUCUUAUCCUCGAGCUGUGAUUGUACCCAGCUCCAUCACAGACGAGCAACUGAUAUCUUCCGCUAACUUCCGACAAGCUGGCCGAUUCCCCGUUUUAAGUUAUCGACAUACAACAGGUCAAGUGAUAGUCAGAUGCAGUCAACCUCUCACGGGACCUCAAAUGAGACGAUGCAAAGAUGACGAGAAAAUCUUGGCGGCCUUGAUCCACCGCCAAAGACGAGGUUUUAUCAUUGAUACUCGAACCCAAUCCGUGUCACAAUCGGCCAAGGCCAAAGGGGGAGGCUUCGAAGUGGAGCAAUACUAUCCGAGAUGGAAGCGGAUCAACAAGUCCAUUGAUCGCUAUCAUUUCUUAUUGGAUUCAUACUCGAAGCUCAUGGAGGCCUGCACUGAUACCAGUACCUCAUGUGAGAAAUGGCUUAGCCGAUUGACCAUUUCCAGUUGGCUCACACACGUCAAAGAAGUCCUCAAUUGUGGCUGUUUGAUCGCCCAAUGCCUCGAAAAAGAGUACGCAUCUGUGGUUGUCCAUGGCUCGGAAGGAAUGGACAUCUCUCUUUGCGUGACAUCAUUGGCUCAAAUGAUCUUGAGCUCAGACUGCCGGACCAUCAGAGGGUUUGAGGCCCUGAUUCAGCGAGAAUGGGUGGAGGCUGGUCACCCAUUUUGGUCCCGCACGAGUAAGGGAGCCUUCAACGAGUCUGUGGCCAGCAAGUCCAAGAGCCACGCCCCCACCUUCACCCUCUUCUUGGACUGCGUUUGGCAGAUCUACAACCAAUUUCCGUGUUCUUUCGAAUUCACGGAGAAAUUCCUCAUCUUCUUAGCCGAUCAGGCCUAUUGUUCCAAUUUUGGAACAUUUCUCUGUGAUAAUGAACGAGAACGAGAACUCUUGAAGGUGAAAGAAGAUACCUUAAGCCUAUGGUCCUACCUCAAUCGGCCUGAGAUCUUGGAACCAUACAUCAACUGCUUGUAUGAUCCCAACAAGAACAUCAUUUGGCCUUCAGUGGCUCCGAUUAGCCUAAAUUUGUGGCCUGGCAUGUACCUAAGAUGGGUUUUGGGACCCUCGCCGUCCACGUUGGCCUUCGAAAAGGCUCAGCUCAUUAUAAAGAGAAACAAGGACGCUCGAACCAACGUGGUUCGACUUCGACGGAAGUUGAUUGAUUUGAUGGGCGAGGCUGAGAAAUUGGGUCUUUUAGAGGCGAAUCCAGAAGGCGACGAGAAAGACAAGAUGGCGGAUGAGGAAGUGGCGGCCAUCAACAACGGAAUCCAUAUGGUGAACGAGAUUGAAGCCACGCUUUGAUGUGAUAGGAUAGGGAUGUAUGUACGUUCAUGUGGCCAUGUAAUCAAAGUCGCACAGACAAUGUGUAGAUGACUUAAUGAGUGAUAAAAUAGAUGGAGAUGUCCCCAUGGAAGAUGUUCGGUCCAAUUUGUGGUUCGUGUUUCAUUUGGACAUGGGUUAACGUAA
Molecule: messenger RNA, 2659 nt
Organism: Tigriopus californicus
Lineage: Eukaryota; Metazoa; Arthropoda; Copepoda; Harpacticoida; Harpacticidae
Product: myotubularin-related protein 9-like
Exons: 9
Coding region: 704-2494 (596 amino acids)
Biological process (GO): negative regulation of autophagy
Source: RefSeq, a predicted model, not a curated record